This is a messenger RNA of Lathyrus sativus (Indian pea), 3051 nucleotides long. The record is from the annotation of a GenBank genome assembly. Lineage: Eukaryota; Viridiplantae; Streptophyta; Magnoliopsida; Fabales; Fabaceae.
AUGGGUCAGCAUAGCCGCCGCGAGUCCUAUCCUUCCGUCUCGUCAUCGCGUAUCGACUUCCUCCAACGCCGUCUCGAUACAGUCACCGAGGACGAUCUAGAAUGGCCGUUCGAGAAGUUGGACGGGUUGAACGCUGAGGAUGUGAGGGAAACAGCGUACGAGAUUUUUUUCACGUCAUGCCGAUCAACGCCGGGGUUCGGUGGACGUCACGCGCUGACGUUUCAUUCGAAUCACGAGAAUAAUGGAGGAAACGGGGAUGGUGGAAAAUUGAACCAGGUGGUGACGAAGCCGACGAGUAGGGUGAAGAGAGCGCUUGGUUUAAGGCUUAUUAAGAGAUCGCCGUCGAAGAGAAUGAAUAGCGGAGGUGUUUCUUCAUUGCCGUCGUCUCCGGUCGGUGGAGCUGCUAGUCCUCUUUCAAACACGGUGCCUCCUUUUAGGCCGCGACGACCAAUGACCGCCGCGGAGAUAAUGAGACAGCAGAUGAGGGUGACGGAACAUGAUGAUAAUAAGUUGCGCAAGACCCUUAUGAGAACCGUUGUUGGUCAAGUGGGAAAGAGAGCAGAAACUAUAAUUCUACCAUUGGAACUGCUUCGACACCUAAAGCCAUCAGAAUUCAGUGAUUCAAAUGAGUAUCAUAUGUGGCAAAAGAGACAGCUCAAAAUCCUUGAAGCAGGACUCCUCUUAAACCCAUCACUCCCUUUAGAAAACAACAACACAUUUGCCUUGCGUCUUCGAGACAUCAUAGACAGCGGUGAGUCCAAACCGAUAGACAUUGGCAAAAACUCAGACACAAUGAGAACUCUUUGUAAUUCUGUUGUUUCUUUGUCAUGGAGAAGUAACAACGGUACUCCCACUGAUGUUUGUCACUGGGCUGAUGGAUUCCCUUUCAAUAUUCACCUCUAUACUGCUCUUCUUCACUCGAUUUUUGAUAUUCGGGAUGAAACAUUAGUCCUUGAUGAAGUUGAUGAGCUUCUUGAACUCAUGAAGAAAACAUGGUCGACAUUAGGGAUCACGUUGCCUAUUCAUAACAUAUGCUUCACUUGGGUUCUGUUUCAGCAGUAUAUAGCUACCGGACAGAUUGAACUUGAUCUUCUUUCUGCAUCGUAUGUUAUGUUGAAUGAGGUUGCAAAUGAUGCUAAGAGGGAGAAGGAGUCUUUGUAUGUUAAGAUUCUUUCCUCGGUGUUGAAUUCGAUGCAGGGUUGGGCUGAGAAGAGGUUGCUUAAUUAUCAUGAAUAUUUCCAAAGAGGGAAUGCUUCUCAAAUCGAACACCUUGUUCCUGUCGCAUUGUUGGCCUCGAAGAUUUCAGGAGAAGAUCUUACAAUAACAGAUGGAGAAAAGGGUGAGAGAAGAGACAUUACCAUUGUGGAUUCAUCCGGUGACCGUGUUGAUAACUAUAUCCGUUCUUCCAUGAAAAACGCAUUUGAAAAGGUAUUGGAGACAGUGAAUGCCAAAUACAAUGAAUAUGAAAGAAAUAAAGAAUUGAGUGAACUUCUGCUACAAUUAGCCCUCGAGACCGAAGUCUUGGUGAUGAAAGAAAGGCAACAUUUCAGUCCAAUACUAAGGAAAUGGCAUCCAACAUCAAGUGCAGUUGCAGCAAUGAUGUUGCACACAUGCUAUGGCCAAGUUCUGAGGCAGUAUGUAGGUGAAGUGACCUCAUUGACAUCUGAAUCAGUUCAAGUAUUGCAAAGGGCUGGCAAGCUAGAAAAACUAAUUGUCCAAAUAGUUGUUGAAGAUUCUAAUGAUUGCGAUGACGGUGGAAAAACCAUUGUGAGACAGAUGGCUCCAUUUGACGUUGAUUCAGUCAUGUUAAGUCUUCUUGGAAAAUGGAUUGAUGAUUCACUCAAUAAAGGCAAAGAGAGUUUGCAAAGGGCAAAAGAGACUGAAACAUGGAAUCCAAAGUCUAAAACAGAACUCUAUGCACAAUCAGCUUAUGAGCUAAUGCAAUUGGCCGCGACCACCGUGGAUGAAUUCUUCCAAGUUCCAAUACCAAUUACAGAAGAUUUAGUUCAAGAUCUUGUUGAUGGAUUGGAAAAUCUCUUCAUGGACUACAUGAAAUUUGUUGCAGCUUGUGGUUCAAAACAAAGUUACAUUCCUUUACUUCCUCCAUUAACAAGGUGCAAUCGGGACUCGAAAUUCAUCAAGAUGUGGAGGAGAGCUUCUCCAUGCGGCGCUGGUUUUGAGGAUACAUAUCAAAUUAACGGAGCAAACGAAGGUCACAAUCCUCGUCCUUCAACUAGCCGAGGAACACAGCGUCUCUAUGUUCGUCUCAACACCUUGCAUUAUCUCCUCAGUUCCAUCCACUCCCUUGAAAAAUCGAUUUCAACAAACCCCGGUGUUGUACCUUCUAACCGCCUUCGUUUUGCAAAUAACCGAAGGACACAAACCAGCAACGCUUCCUAUUUUGAAACCAUUAACAUGUCUAUUCUAGCAUCAUGCCAAAAUGUCUCGGAAGUUGCCGCAUACCGUCUUGUAUUCCUUGACUCAAGUUCUGUCUUCUACGACAGGCUCUACGUCGGCGGCGUAACAAGGGGGCACAUUAGGCCUGUGUUGAGAAUCCUGAAACAGAAUGUGAUACUGAUGUCAACUAUUCUAACAGAUAGAGCUCAACCAUUGGCAAUGAAGGAAGUAAUGAAGUCUUCUUUCGACGCAUUCCUUAUGGUUUUGCUUGCCGGUGGAAGCACAAGGGUGUUUCACAGAUACGAUCACGACGCACUCCAAGAGGAUUUCAUGAACCUGAAGAGAGUUUUCAGCAACAAUGUGGAAGGUUUGAUAGGCGAGAACGUUGUGGAUGCAGAGGCUGCAGUGGUGGAAGGAGUAAUUGCAUUGAUGGGACAAAGUACUGAACAGUUGAUAGAAGAUUUCAGCAUUGUGACAUGUGAAUCAAGUGGGAUAGGUGUGAUGGGAAAUGGACAAAAGUUACCAAUGCCUCCUACUACAUGCAAGUGGAAUAGAGCAGAUCCUAAUACAAUAUUGAGGGUAUUGUGCUAUAGAAAUGAUAGUUCUGCAAACCAGUUCUUGAAGAGAACAUUUCAGUUAGCUAAGAGAAGUUAA